Molecule: messenger RNA, 4403 nt
Organism: Amoebophrya sp. A25
Lineage: Eukaryota; Dinophyceae; Syndiniales; Amoebophryaceae
Source: the annotation of a GenBank genome assembly
AGGAUCCCCCUCGUGUGAGGAUUAUCCCUCUCAACCCCUGGUAUUGAGUACUCCCUUUUACGUGCUUCCGUGUGAUUCGUAUGAUUGUUGUGCGGAGUCACUUACUCCUGUUAAUUCAACGUCGACCAUUUUCCAUUGAUGAGAAGUAUGCGCUGCGCUCUCAAUUGUCCGUCUGAUGUUGUAUCUUCGACUCAUCAACAAGUACUCCUUCUAUAACCAAGACAAUUGCGUGAAUAACCAAUAAGGGAUCAGGCGUCUUCGGUACAUGGUAAAUGAGUCUCGCAGGGGAAGAACCACGAAGCAGCGAGAGUCCCAGCCGGUCAGCAGAACCGCGAAAAAAGCCAAACGUGAUCCCCGCCCAAACCAAGAGAGGCCGACCUAUUCCUCCUCCAAUCGAUACACAAAUGCCGAUGUCGUCGCCUCCCCACGCGGGAGUGGUCCCGCACCACGGAGCAGGCCAGCAGCUGCCUCCUGGUGCGUCGAACAGCACUCUAUUUGUUCCCACUAGCGGCAUGGCCCCUGGUGGCGCUGUAGGUAUGGACGGGAAGGGUGUCCCCGGGAUAGGCGGUGUAAUGCCGCACACGCCUAAGAAAAAGUAUUUCUUCAUGCCGCCAAUGCCGAAGAAGAAGAAAAAGAACGAAAAACCUCUAGCAGAAGAUAUUCCGCAGCACAUGCGAGCCUACCGAAUCAGCACGCGUAUGGAACUGGAGAGGGAUUUGGAACAUGACGUCGAAUUACUGGUCCCGGAUAACAUCAAGAAUCAAACUGACGCAACGAACUCAGUAUUACGGAGUCAGGAGCGAAUUGGACAUCUCGGAUUCGCCGUCCCGUGGUUCGCUGUUUCCUUCUCGCGUUGGGCGCCCUUGCGUGAGCUUAGUUGCGAUGAGGAUCCCGAAUACGACGACUGGAGUGAGUUUUUUACAAGGCUAAAGUACGGUAUAGGCAUGUACUUGGAUUUGGCCUACCACGAGUCGAUCACAGUCUUGGUUUUGAUUGUGCUGCAUUUCUCACAUCAGUACGCGACAGGGGAGGACGACGUGAAAAUGAGCAAUGGAAAGGAAGAACGAGAUGUGUUGGUAGAUGAAACCAUGGUCGGGCUGUUCACGGGGGUACUACGGACUUAUCUACAUCUGUUUGUUUUAUGAGAUUUUUAUUAUACAGGCGUAAUUCAUCCAGGCUUGUUACUCAUAAUCGUACAGAUCAGAUCGGACUGGGUCGUAUUCAAGAUCACAACACUCUGGUCUCUUGCACCGUGAACUAUUCGACGUGUCCUCUUUCCUAUGGAUCGUUGAAUUGAUACCGUGUGCUACACCAUAGUGAGUGGAAAAACCUUCGGGCACACAUAGCCUCGAUCAUGGCGCUUCGGUGUAAUGAUUGAAGGCUGUGUCUGAAGACCUGUCUACUCACACAAACCACCUCUAUGAUAUCUGCAAAGAGCUACCCCUUUUUCGUAUGCAACGUGAACUAUUCGACGCGUCUGAUUUCCUGUAGAUCGUCGAAUUGAUACCGAGUGCUAGACUAAGUUUUGAUUAGAAAAACCUUCGGACGUGUAUAGCACUUAUGUUGUCGGGCACUCCGUGCUAGGUGACACGGUAGCUACGUCUGAAGACCUGUCUACUCUAACACUAAUGCGCAUAGUUUUCACAAAUAGAAUGUAAAAGAUCUACGGCAGACUAGUUGUUUGAUUUGCAACGUGAACUAUUCGACGCAUCUUAUUUCCUGUAGAUCGUCGAACUGAUACCGGAUGCUAGACUAGAUAUUGAGUGGAAAAACCUUCGGACGUGAAUAGCGCGAUAGGUUGUUCUGCACUCUGUGCUAGGUGACCCCGUAGCUACGUCUGAAGACCUGUCCGCUCUGACAAAUCAUAAAAAUUCUGACCACAUCGUGGACAUCUCAUGGACACAAUCAUCGCUACUACAUCAAAAGUGCCUCAAAUUCAAAUUCAUGUCAUCUGUAUAUUAACAACCAUAAAUAUAAAAGGUUCUCGCUUUCACCCUCGUCUUCCGAAUCAACCUGGCUUAUGCACGAUGGUGGGACUCGCGGAAAGCCUGUGAUAGUUUCGCAGCCAAACUGUAUAACGUAAUGAUUGCUGCCACAUCGUUCGACCAGUUCACAAAGUCGAAUGCAAAAAGCCGAGCCAUAUUCAGGUAGAUCUCUUUUCCACAUGGAUGUUGAUAUGGAUGAACAAUCACGAUCCUUAUACCAAUUCGCGACUCCAACAAGUGGGCACCAGUGUGAUGAGUCAUUCAAAUUAUCUCAUAAGGUGUAAUGAGGUUACGACCAGAGAUAUGAUCCAGGUGCUUCUGAUGGUUCCCACUCACAGAUGGAAUUGCCAUAUCAUCGAGUUCCUCACCCCAGGACUUUGAAUUUUCUCGCCGCACCUUACCACCCAAUUUUCUCAGGUGUCGCGUCGCUGGUUAUUUGUCGCUUCUCCACCGGGAAGCCAUGGCUGAGCUUGGUGGCAUCCACGAUUUGCCUUGUCUUGGUGGCAAGCUGAUGGAUAAAAAUCAUGUCUCCCAGUAUGUCGGGAGAGCUGACACUGCAGCUCGAAACGGCGUCGGCCAGUGCUAUGUGUGGCUCGUCAUGCUCCUUUGCGGCCGAUUCCUCGGACAUGCCGUCGCAGGACCAAUAUUGGCAAGAGCGUAACAGAAUUUUCUGAUCACUUUUGCUUCCUUUGUCUACAGCAGACGCCUUUCUCUUGAGAAAUUGAUAUCGGAGAUUGUGUUACCCUUCAAUGAUGAGUCACUUGCAAAAUUCUUACCUACUUUAGCUGAAAGUAGGUGACGAAUAAAAGCUUUGGAGACCUUCUGACUGCGGGAGCUGCACGUUGAUCACAAUGAGUCGCCCGAGCAAAGAGCUUUUCAAUCCACCGCUCUCAUCAAAACAUCUCAUCAAUCCAUCUCCCCUUAGGAACUCUCUCGCGGAUGAGGCAUUGUCGGACUAUCAUGCAGCUAUGGUGGUCAGGAGCACACCUUUUCCUCUAGCUUUUGUGCGGAUGCUGGAUUUUGCGCUGUUUUUGGUGAAAAUCAUUAUCCCACUCGUGGUGCACCAGACGGGGCUGCCGCUGCACUGGUAUGAAUCAUCGAUGUGAGGCUUAGAUGCAUUGGAUAGUUGGGCUGAGAGGAAAUCGAUGUGCCAAAGUGUGUGUGCGAAAAGUAUGAGAAUCUACGUAGCUUUGUAGGGGUUUUUGCAAGUUUGUGAUUCCCAAGUCAUUUUGACCACUCAAGUAACGCCUUCUCCACUUUACUCCUCCACUUCCACUCUAGGGGCAUUCCGCUUGUUUGCUUCUGCGUUUACGGCUUUUUCGGUAUUGGGCGUGUCGCAAUUGAGCUCGAACAGCCUUACGGCUCCGAUUACUACGAUCAUCCCCUCGAGAAUUGGCAGUUGGAUUUCGAUAUUUGUUUAUUCGACGUUCUUCACCGAUUUGGCUACGACAGCCCUGCCCUAGACUGCGCUUUGCAAAGGAAGCACGAUCCAUCAGGUGACAGCAUAGAAGAAAUGUCCCAGGCGGCUCAGCGGUGUGCGGACAAGAGCUGGCAAUUCGGCACUACGCUGCGAGUCCGUAAGAACUACGAAGCGAAGCAUCCUCAAGCGGCACUGCGGGAUUCGGCCAAACGAGAUUUGUUCGCUGGCAGCUUCACUGCCUUGAGGGGCAUAGGCGGUAACGGCGGUGGAGGAGUUGCGGCUCCGGCAAUCCCGGUCGGGGCGAGUAUGAUAAACCACGUUGGGACACCACUUGGUGACUCUACAGGCUUCGCCGAUGACAUGGACGACGACGCCCAGGACUACGCGAGCGACCUAGGUGCAGAGACCGACUCUCCAGACGACGACGUGAGCAAAAACGUGCAUCACAUCAGCGUUUCAGCCAACAGCACCGUAGGGAGUCGUGACAUGGAAGAGGGGAGUGACGAGAAACAAGGUGUGACCAAGAAGUCUGGCGUUACGUCGAUUAAAGAGCUGAAUAGCAACCAUGCAGCGGACUUCGUGAGUCAGAAUCUCAGCGACCACAUCAAUGCGCAAGUGCAGCGUCAUGCACCGAAGACGCCGAACAAGCGGAAUCCCAGGCAAGACCAAGUGCAAGUCCAGACAUCGCAGCGACAGGACAAGCGGCCCGGCGGCAGAUCAGUUGUGCGAGUUGACGUUUCCUUGCCAGGCGUAGUGGAUGAAGAUCGACAGGAGGAACGACCGGAGGUGGUGCUGGGAGCCAAGAAAACAUGAAAUUUGUUUAUCACACCUUGAAGGAUCUCUUUUCGCAACUCAACUCAUUGUUGUAUCUUAAACUGAGGUCGAACUGAUUUUUCGCACAAAUUAGAGACACCCAUGGACUUGUGACUCGGCAGAAAACAAGAGCUGUAGACUACGCAGCUUCGGGAAAGUCAUUCAUUGUCCUACAAGUUUUUCAU